UGUAAUUCCACUCCGGACCUGCAGGUGGCAGUAGUACUGCUGCUGAUUCACAACAACCACCGAACAAGCUGAAAAUCCUCACGUGCAGCACAGUGUCAACAUGGGUAAAAGAAGGCACAAUAAGCAGCUUUUCACGAAUUUAUCCAAAAAACAGAAGAAACACUUGAAGGAAUUUGGAGAGGAGCAUCCAUUCCAUGAUGUAGUCAGUGAAGGACCUGAAAGAACUGCAGUAGUGGAACUGUCAGCAAGCCCAGAACACUCUUACGUUGAGCCUGAUGAGCUGGAGGAGGAGGAACCAGAGCAGAAAACAGCCUAUCAGAAACUUCUUUCAACUCUCAGCAAACCCAACAGUAACGACCAGAGUGAAGAGGAAAGCACUGAUGAUGAAGAGGAAGAAGAGGAGCUUCUUGGUGAAGGGGACAGUGAUGGAGUUGGUGAUGACAGUGAGGAUGAAGAUGAAGGGGGAGAGGAAGAACCCGAGGAUGCAGAUGAGGCUCUGACUGAAGCAGUAGAAGGGGAGGAGAUGGCAGAGAAAGAGGCAGGAGUUGAAGAGUUCGUAGACAAGGAGCAAGACUCCCAGUUCUGUUUGGAGACCAACUUCAUGGACGAAGGAGGUCAAGAGGACGCUGAAAGCACUGCAGAGCAUGAAGACAGCAAAGACAUGUUUGUACAGCAUUUGGGCACAGAACUUAGUGAAGAGGAUGUGCAGAAGAUAACAUCUGGCAGCAAAGCCAAGGCUCAGAUCACGUGGCCAAAAUUGGGCACAUUACUCUGUACCAAUCCUCUGGAGAAGUUUGGAUCCAUUGGCCCACAGAAAGACACAAACCUCCCAGUUUUCCACAAACUUUUGGAGACCCACUGGAAGGAUCUGAACCAGACCUCUGACCCUAAGGGGGUGGCUGAAGAGAUCAGCCCACUGCAGCUAGAGCUUCUAGCUCUUAUGGGCUCCUACAAGGACCUCUACUACCCGGAGACCUGUCCUCUGAACAAGGGCCCACAGGUUCUCAGUGCAUACUGCCUUCACGUGCUCAACCAUGUACUGAAGGCCAACUCCUGGGUCCUGGCUCACAACGCACAGCUAAGAGAGCAGAAAACUCAGAUUAAAGCUGGAGCUGAGCCGCAGGACGAACCCAGAGACCAAGGACUGACCCGGCCCAAGGUCCUGAUUCUCGUUCCGUUCCGAGGUGGAGCUCUGCGAGUCGUCCAGACGUUCAUCAGCCUGCUGGAGGCCACAGGCAAGAAGAUAGUGGUCAGCAACAAGAAAAGGUUCAAGGAAGAGUUUGGAGAGGAGGCAGAUGACAAGCCGCCCAAUCUGCAGAGACCAGACGAUUACAGCGCCAUCUUCUCGGGCAACGUGGAUGAUCACUUCAGGAUAGGCAUCUCCAUCGUGAGGAGCAGCAUGCGUCUGUACUCCCCCUUUUAUUCAUCAGACAUCAUCAUUGCGUCUCCGCUGGGCCUCCGUACGGUGCUGGGAGCAGAAGGAGAAAGUAAGAGAGACUUUGACUUCCUCUCCUCCAUCGAGCUGCUGGUGGUGGAUCAGGCAGAUGUCUUUCUCAUGCAGAACUGGGAACAUGUCUUGCAUGUGAUGAAGCAUGUCAACCUGCAGCCGCUGGACUCCCAUGGAGUGGACUUCUCCAGAGUGAGGAUGUGGAACCUGAACAACUGGGCCAGACACUACCGGCAGACGCUGGUGUUCAGCUCCAUCCAGGACCCACAGAUCAACAACAUCCUCACCAAGCACUGUGCCAACUACCGUGGACAGGUUGCCACUAAGAACAUGCCAAAAACAGGUUCCAUCUGCCAGGUGCUGGUUCAGCUGCCUCAUGUGUUUCAGAUGUUCUCCUCUGGCAGCUUCAUGGACCAUGAUGCUCGGUUUCAGUUCUUUGUAGAUAAAGUGUUGCCUCAAUACAGGGACUCAGUUAUGUCCCACACACUGAUCUACAUCCCGUCUUACUUCGACUACAUCCGGUUGCGCAACUACAUGAAGAAAGAGGAGAUAAACUUUGCCAGCAUCUGCGAGUAUUCCAGCAAGUCAGAGGUGUCCCGAGCCAGGCACUUCUUCCACAAAGGAGAUAAACAGUUCCUGCUCUUCACUGAACGCUUCCACUUCUACAAGAGGUACACCAUCAAAGGGAUCCAGAACCUGCUAUUUUAUGGAUUGCCCUCCUUCCCCCACUUCUACAGCGAGGUGUGUAACAUGCUGGCAGCAGGGGGUCAGGGGGAGGAGGCCAGCUGGACCUGCACCGCCCUCUACUCCCGCUACGAUGCCCACAAGUUAGCUGCCAUCACCGGAGCCCAGCGAGCCGGACAGAUGCUGCACUCCAACAAGACUGUUCACCUCUUUAUUACAGGAGGGGAAGAUAAAGCCUCCUGAUGGAGCUGGACAGAUAAGAGGGACCCCUGCAUGAAACCAUGGUAGAUAUCUACUGCACAUUAUUACAGUAGAAUGACCCUGGAUUAAGGGUAACAAGAAAGCUGUUGAAUGCAGGUCUGUGAUAGUGGUUUGCCAGGUGACACGUCACAUCGCAGAGUACCUGGUUUGACAUCAGAAAAGUGUGCCACUUGAAAAUGCUGAUAGGAAUGCUUUCCGUUGUAUUUGGACAGCGGACACUGACUCUUACAUGCACCAGGAACAAAACAUGUUUUUUGGCUUUGUUUGAUGUGUUGUAGGUAGAAGCCGUCCAGAAACAUCAAGCCACAAAGUGAAGAGAUCAUAAAACAUUGUUUGUAGGUGAUCACUGAUCACUAAGAUGUUGUAAAAACUUCACUCACUGGUUGGAUGUGUGUUUCCAGAUUCAACAUAAAUAUUUCAUUAUUUUGAUUAUCUUCCCUAUUAUUUGAAGAGUUCAUUUUUGUACUGUACAUACUUGCCCUGAAAGUGCUAAAAUAUUUUAUGGUUGUUAGUAUGGUACUAUAUCAAAAUGAAUGAAGGGUGUGUUGCCUUUGUAUUUUAGGAAUUUUAAAGAAGUACUUCUAGUACUUCUAAUGCUAAUGCUCUGCCAAACAGUCUCACAAAAGUGUUCUGCAAAAUGUUUUAAUUAAAAAUACGAAAUACAAAUGA
Messenger RNA from Siniperca chuatsi (mandarin fish), 3061 nucleotides. It is a transcript of the gene utp25, whose product is annotated as UTP25 small subunit processor component. Lineage: Eukaryota; Metazoa; Chordata; Actinopteri; Centrarchiformes; Sinipercidae. Gene Ontology annotation, molecular function: rRNA binding; U3 snoRNA binding. Bases 101 to 2374 code for a protein of 757 amino acids. Gene Ontology annotation, cellular component: small-subunit processome; nucleolus. The transcript has 12 exons. The record is from RefSeq and is a predicted model, not a curated record. Gene Ontology annotation, biological process: maturation of SSU-rRNA from tricistronic rRNA transcript (SSU-rRNA, 5.8S rRNA, LSU-rRNA).